AUGCAAAUCCGAGUACCUCCGAACGUUCACGAAGCAACUUCGGGUCAAUGGAGGAGGCCGACACGGGCCGGUCUCGGAAAUUGGAAUGGGGGAUCGACUUCAGUUCUUGUUCAGACGCAGUGUAGGGAGGUUGUGUCGCGCCGGACGCGACGCACUGUAAUGCGAGCUUGUGGGAAUCAAAACAGUGAAAUGCCGACCGACUUGAUGAGCUGUCGCGCGGAGCGGUUCCAAAGGCCGCAGAAGAAGGCGUUCGACGCGGAGGUGAAGUCUGGCUUCCUAGUGCUGUUGGGGCCGGGCGGGAUGAGGCAGGACGUGCGCGUGGUCGUGUACAGGACGUCGCUGGAGCACUUCGCGGUGAUAUACCCGAGGAAGCGGCUGUCGAAGCCGCUGGGCGUCGUCAACCUGAGGAACACGACCGCCGAACGAGUCCAGUCGAACGGCGGUUUCUUCGUGAGGCAGAAGGGGUACGACAACACGAUCUCCGCAAAGUUCCUCUGCCCGGAGAGGGAGAUAGACGCAUGGCUGUCGGCGUUCACCGCGAACGCUUCGCCCAGCUGCCACCACCACGCCAGCCUGCCGGUGCUGGUCGAAACAGAGGAGAGC
Messenger RNA from Iphiclides podalirius (scarce swallowtail), 603 nucleotides. NCBI's taxonomy places the organism in Eukaryota, Metazoa, Arthropoda, Insecta, Lepidoptera, Papilionidae. The record is from the annotation of a GenBank genome assembly.